AUGGCAGACCCCCCUGGCUGCUGCCAUCCCUGUGCCACCUGCCUGCUCUGCCUCUACAGCUGCCAGUGGAUCACUGCCAAGAAGGAGAAGAGGAAGGGCCUGAGAACCACCAAGUGCGACUGCAGCUGGUUCCUUUUCCUCUUCUGUGUCUUCCUUUUCACACUGGUGUGGCUCUACUUCGCCAUCAUCAUCCUCAAUGAUUUCCACAACUUCAAUGAGUUCAUCUUCAAGCAGAGGAAGUUGUGGCUAGACUGGUCCCUGGUCCUGCUCAUAGCUACAGCCGUGCUGAUCACCUACUCGGCUGUGCUGCUGGUCCUUGCUUUGUGCUUGCAGCUCUGCGGCCAGCCCUUGAAGCUACACUGGCUGCACAAGACCCUGCUGAUCUUAACUGCCCUGGUGGUGGCUGCAGCCUUCACAGGGCUGGGAAUAAAGUGGGCGGAGGAGUGGAGAAGUGCACAUAUCUCUCUGCAGGCAACAGGUCCCUUCCUGCACAUUGGAAUCGUAGGGGGAAUGACGCUUCUUGCCUGGCCUCUGGCCAGCUUCAUCUACCGCACCUGCAACACAGGUCUCAAGGUAUUUCUGCUGCUUGUGUACUGCACAGUGAUGAUCGCGCUGUAUCUGUCUCCCCUGGGAAUCACCUCCCCUUGCAUCAUGGAGGAGAACCAGCUGCCCCCCAAGCCAGCCCUGGUUGGCCACCGAGGAGCCCCCAUGCUGGCCCCCGAAAACACCCUCAUGUCACUGCACAAGGCGGUGGACUGUGAUGUGCAAGUCUUUGAGACAGACGUCAUGGUGAGUGCUGAUGGGGUCCCAUUCCUCAUGCAUGACGAGGAACUCACCAGGACCACCAACGUCGAGGCUGUGUUCCCUGAGAGGGCUGCCCUGAACAGCACCGCCUUCAACUGGACAGACCUCCAGCAGCUGGAUGCUGGCAGCUGGUUCCUGGAGCGGAGGCCAUUUCCCACUGUGCAGAGUCUUUCUGCUGGCGAUCGCUAUCAGGCAACUAAACAGAGGAUCCCAUCCCUGGAACAGGCGCUAGAGGCAGCCAAGCAGAGCAAUAUCUCCAUCAUGUUCGACCUCCGGCCUGAGAACCACAGUGACUACCAGAGCUUUGUCAAUGCCACCCUGGAAGUGAUCUUACAGUCAGGCAUCCCACUACAGCAGGUCCUCUGGCUGCCGGAUGGGUUCAGGGAACAGGUCAAAGAGCAAGCCCCAGGUGUUCAGCAAGUUUAUGGCCGGAAGAGACUCCAGAAUGAGAAGGAGCCACUGCUGCAUGUCAAUCUGCCCUACCAGGACAUGAGCUCUGAGGAGAUCAGGCAGUACCGCCAGGACAAUAUCUCUGUCAACUUGUACGUGGUGAACCAGCCCUGGCUUUUCUCUGUGCUGUGGUGCUCUGGGGUGAGCUCUGUCACCACCAAUGCCUGCCAGGUGCUGAAGGACAUGAAACACCCCAUCUGGCUGCUUCCCAGCAGCACGUACCUCAUGGUCUGGAUUGUUGUAGACUGCGCUUCCUUCCUUGCCAUCCUCUGGGCGUUCCUCUUGCUGAAGAAAUGCUCCCAGAGAAGACGGCCAGCGGAGUCCGAGACGGAUGUGCUGCUCACAAAGAUCAACAGCUUGAUGCAAGAGUGA
Messenger RNA from Fulmarus glacialis (Northern fulmar), 1626 nucleotides. RefSeq names its product glycerophosphodiester phosphodiesterase domain containing 2 (gene GDPD2). The transcript is spliced from 15 exons. NCBI's taxonomy places the organism in Eukaryota, Metazoa, Chordata, Aves, Procellariiformes, Procellariidae. Gene Ontology annotation, molecular function: glycerophosphodiester phosphodiesterase activity. Bases 1 to 1626 code for a protein of 541 amino acids. The record is from RefSeq and is a predicted model, not a curated record. Gene Ontology annotation, cellular component: membrane. Gene Ontology annotation, biological process: lipid metabolic process.